Messenger RNA from Pelagomonas calceolata, 1581 nucleotides. Lineage: Eukaryota; Pelagophyceae; Pelagomonadales; Pelagomonadaceae. The record is from the annotation of a GenBank genome assembly.
GCCUCGUAGGUGGAGCUGCGAGAGCUGUCUGAGUCGCCUCGCAACGCAGCAACAUUUUGGAAAGACGCUACAGGUCUCACAUCAGUGCAAGCAACGAAUCAAAACAAGCCGAGCCCAGCAGAGGCAUCAAGCAGCCAGCAUGAGGUGCUGCACCACCCUCUGGCUGGCACAAGCCACAAUAGCCCUCGCGCCCAACACGCCAACCCCAAAACGAACACCAAGACAAGCCGCAACAUUGGACCCGCCCCUCACAAGAAUAGCGCCGCCGUCCGCCGCGCUGAGACGGCUGCCGGGCGGCGGCACGAGUCCGACCGUCUGGAGCGAGUUCGCCGAUUUGGCCAGGGAAGUCGACCACAAGUUCGAGGGCGGCGUCGCGAACCUGGGCCAGGGCUUCCCGAACUGGGCGCCGCCGCAAUUUGUGAAGGAUGGACUGAGAAGGGCGGCGUCGGAGGAAUCAGCGGGGGGCCACCAGUACGCGCGGAGCGCGGGGCACCCGCCGCUGACGACUGUGCUAGCUAGGCGGUACGGGGUCCACUUUUCGCGGGACGUCGAUCCGUUUGACGAAGUGGCCGUCACUGUCGGAGCCACGCAAGCUUUACUGGUGGCACUCAUCGCGACGCUGGACAAGGGUUCGGAAGUUAUCUUGCCGGAGCCUUUUUUUGAUUUGUACGUGGGGCAGGUGGCGUUAGCUGGUGGUGUUACGAAGCCGGCGCCGAUGACCGUCGAUGGAGAUGGGGAGUGGCGUCUUUCCGAAGAUACACUAAGGAAAGCCAUCACGCCGAAAAGCCGUGUACUCAUAGUGAACAGCCCGCACAACCCGACGGGCAAGGUGUUUAGUAGGGAGGAGCUCGAGACUAUAGCUAGGGUAGUACGAGAGGAGAACCGCAAUAGGUUACCAGGCGACGAGUUGUUGGUGAUAGCGGACGAGGUCUACAAGUACGUCUGCCACGGCGACGAGCAACACAUCCACUUCGCCUCUUUGCAAGAUAUGAAUGAUAUAACUCUGACGGUCUCGAGCGCGGGCAAGACGUUUUCGGCAACAGGCUGGCAGAUCGGCUGGAUCGUCGGACCGAGACAUCUCAUACAACCCUGUCAGGCGUUACUCCCCUACCUCCAGUUCUGCGCGCCGACGCCGAUGCAGCAGGCGCUCGCCGACUGCCUCGACGAGGCCGAUCGCGAGUACGAGGGCGAGCCGUCGUACUACGCCUGGCUGGCCAAGAGCUACGCGCGCAAACGUAGGGUGCUGGCCGACGCAUUAAGGGCAGCGUGCGUCGAGCCGCUGCCGUCGCAGGGGGGGUAUUUCGUGGUUGGCGACGUGAGCAACCUGCUCGAGCUCAUGCCGGAUGAGUAUAGGGACGGGAGCGUCGCGGCGGACUGGGCUUUUUGUAGAUGGCUGGCGGCGGAGCACGGCGUCGUGGCCAUUCCUUCUUCUCCUUUCUUCACGGACGAACCUUCGAGGCCGCUCGUUCGUUUUGCGUUCUGCAAGUCGGACGAGAUCCUUGGGGUCGCGGCGGCGCGGCUGAAGGCGCUCUCCGAUAGUUGCCGCGUCGCCGAAUAGUAUAUUGUAGUAAGUGUCACAAC